This is a messenger RNA of Lasiodiplodia theobromae, 1164 nucleotides long. RefSeq names its product Monooxygenase FAD-binding protein. The transcript is spliced from 7 exons. Gene Ontology annotation, biological process: secondary metabolite biosynthetic process. Bases 1 to 1164 code for a protein of 387 amino acids. The record is from RefSeq and is a predicted model, not a curated record. Gene Ontology annotation, molecular function: FAD binding; monooxygenase activity. NCBI's taxonomy places the organism in Eukaryota, Fungi, Ascomycota, Dothideomycetes, Botryosphaeriales, Botryosphaeriaceae.
AUGGCGAUGCAGAACUAUGCGGACAGAUUAGACAUCAUCAUCGUGGGUGCGGGGUUGGGUGGCUUAGCAGCCUCCAUCGAAUGCGCGCGUUCCGGCCAUAAUGUUACUGUCUUGGAGGGCGCCUCUGAGCUUGCUGAGGUUGGGGCUGGGCUGCAGAUAACCCCCAACUCAUCCAAACUGCUGAAGAGAUGGGGCGUCUAUGAAAAGCUCCAGAGCCAAGCGUGCGAGCCCAAGUCCCUGGUUGUCCACAGGUACACCGGCAAAAUUCUGGCCAAAGAGGACAAUUUCGACGAGCACAUGAACGAAAGAUACGGCUCCCCGUUUUCCGAUGUGCACCGCGUCGACCUGCAGCAGGCCCUCGUCGCAACUGCAAGAGAGUUGGGCGUUACCAUAAGACUCGGUCAGCGUGUCGAUGCCCUAGACCUCGACGCAGUCCGAGCUCGAAUCAGAACCACCAGCGGUGAUGAGUACCACUGCGACCUUGUAGUUGGAGCUGACGGCCUGUGGUCCAAGUGCCGGGAAUGUCUGCUUGGCCGCAAAGCCCAGCCGCUUCCGACCGGCGAUCUUGCCUAUCGCAUCGUGCUGAGGUUGGAUCAAAUUGAGGACCCUGAGCUGAGAGACAUGAUCGCCAACCCCCAACUGCAUUUCUGGAUCGGACCGGACGCACAUGUUGUUGCAUACUCCUUGAGAGGUGACAAGUGGAAACUGAUGCACCGUGAGGAGAUGGAUUCAUGGAUAAGUGAGCGAGGGAAUCUGGUGAUGAUCGGCGACGCUUGCCAUCCGAUGCUCCCUUACCUCGCGCAGGGUGCAAACUCAGCACUGGAGGACGGGGCAGUACUGGGAAGGGUGCUUGCUGGAGUUCGGGGAGGAUCAUCCCUACCACGCGCGCUCAGGCUAUUCCAGCGCUUGCGGAAGGCGCGAGGAGAAGCCAUCGUCCGAGAGACAUUCAAGCAGCGAGCAUCAUUCCACAUGCCGGAUGGCCCAGAGCAAGUAGCACGCGAUGAGCUCUUUUUGUCGAAGCUGGGUAAGGAAAUCGACUGUGCUUUUCCAAGUAGAUGGACGUGUCCCGAGGUGCAGCCGUGGCUGUAUGGAUAUGAUGCUUGGAGGGAAGUAGAUAACGCGUUAUGGAACGCCAGCGGUGUGGAGAACGCGACGAGGCUGUAA